Molecule: messenger RNA, 843 nt
Organism: Lotus japonicus
Lineage: Eukaryota; Viridiplantae; Streptophyta; Magnoliopsida; Fabales; Fabaceae
Exons: 1
Coding region: 1-843 (280 amino acids)
Source: RefSeq, a predicted model, not a curated record
AUGGCGGCUUUGGCAUAUCACAAUAUGACUCUCUUAGGCAAGGUCGUUUGGCACCUCUGCAGUAAUUCCAAUAAGCUAUGGGUCCAGGUGUUUGAGCACAAAUAUCUUCAGGGAUGCUCUUUUCUUAACGUCCCACAGCGUCACAAUGCACCUGUAGUUUGGAAAGGCAUUCUUCAAGCCUGGAACCAGCUUCGUGCAGACUUCACAUUUAGAAUGGGGGCUGGAGAGUCCUCGGUGUGGUACAGUGACUGGUUGGGGCAUGGUAAAAUUUGGGAGCAACUACCUUUUAUCCAUAUUUUGGACACUACUAUGUGCCUACGUGACCUAGUGGUUCACAACCAAUGGGAGUUGGGACGAGUUACCACUAAGCUACUGAAGGUGAUGGUGGCUUGGUUUGUUAGUGUUACGCCGAAGCUAGAACCCAACAGUGUCGACGAGUGGAUGUGCGAUGGCAACGAAUUUGUUAAAUACAUAGUGAGGGAAGGCUAUUCCUUGCUUCGUGCUCAAAACCCGCCUCCAGGAAUUGUGCAGAACUGGUCAUGGGUGUGGAAGCUUCUUAUCCUGGAGAAGGUUCGAAUGUUUGUGUGGCUUUGCCCUUACGAUGCAAUCCCGGUGAAUUCCAACCGUUUUAAAUGUAACUUGGUUGUUUCUAAAGCUUUCUCAAGGUGUUCUUCCCCAAGGAAAGACAACAUUCAUAGCUUGAGAGAUUGCCCACACUCUCACGAAUUGUGGGGCAAGCUUGGUGCUUGGAGCUGGUCGAAUUUCUGGACCUUGGACCUCUCAGAUUGGACCUUGUUCCAUGCGAGGAGCGGGCAUUCACCUCGCUUCCUUGUAGGGCUAUAG